UCAGAAAAAAGAAAGGUCCCGCGUUGGCAAGCAGCUGCAGUUGUUUCCAAAAAAGUAAUGGGUAUCCAGUAACUGCCCUGCUAAAAUACAUAUUUGACUCACUACAGCCUGAACGAGCUCGCACUCCAGCUUGGUGAUCAGUGUGGUUCAGACGCUCCGAUCCUUUGACUCAGUUGCUUUUGUUUUUGGUUUGCGCGGACUCCCCCGACACUAAGCAGCCAUGGAUGCCAUCAAGAAGAAGAUGCAGAUGCUCAAGCUCGACAAGGAGAACGCCUUGGACAGAGCUGAGCAGGCCGAGUCAGACAAGAAGGCAGCCGAGGACAGGAGCAAACAGCUUGAGGAUGACCUGGUAGCACUGCAGAAGAAGCUGAAGGCAACUGAGGAUGAGUUGGACAAGUACUCUGAAGCCCUUAAGGAUGCCCAGGAGAAACUGGAGCUUGCUGAGAAGAAAGCCACAGAUGCUGAGGGUGAUGUAGCUUCCCUGAACAGACGUAUCCAGCUGGUUGAGGAGGAGCUGGAUCGUGCUCAGGAGCGUCUGGCCACAGCUCUGACCAAGCUGGAGGAGGCUGAGAAGGCUGCUGAUGAGAGCGAGAGAGGCAUGAAGGUUAUUGAGAACAGAGCGAUGAAGGAUGAGGAGAAGAUGGAGCUGCAAGAGAUCCAGCUGAAGGAGGCUAAACACAUUGCUGAGGAGGCUGACCGCAAAUACGAGGAGGUGGCCCGUAAGCUGGUGAUCAUUGAGAGUGAUUUGGAACGUACAGAGGAACGUGCUGAGCUGUCUGAGGGCAAAUGCUCUGAGCUUGAGGAGGAGCUGAAAACUGUGCAGAACAACCUGAAGUCUCUGGAGGCUCAGGCAGAGAAGUACUCGCAGAAGGAGGACAAGUACGAGGAGGAGAUCAAGGUUCUUACAGACAAGCUGAAGGAGGCUGAGACUCGUGCUGAGUUCGCUGAGAGAUCAGUCGCCAAGCUUGAGAAGACCAUUGAUGACUUGGAGGCUAAAUUUUUACACCCCUUCACCCCCAGAAGCCACCCGCUGGUUGAGCGUCUUCAUCUUUCUCCUGUGCAGCGCUGCCCAAUUUUCUGUCUCCUCUGUGUCUGUAUUUCUUUACUGCCCUGCCACUACUGCACAUUGGACCAUCGCUGCCGCCAUCCUUUUGUUCAUCUCUUAUCGAGACCUCUGAGCCGUAUUGCUUUCUGUAAAAUAAACAUUCUUCCAUCUAUGUCAGCCCUUCCCCCUUUCUCCUGAGAUGUUUCAUUUCCAUUUGUCCCAACUUUUUUUGAUUUGUGUCUUCUAUGUGUUUAAUUUAUUUUGUUGAGUAGCUUUCGAAUAAACUCUAAAGCUCCUCUCCCAUUAACUGUUCCUUUUUCUGUUCGGGAGGCUGAUUAUUUGGUAUAACAGUAUUUCUGGGCUGCUAAUUCAUUCUACUUAACAAACUAGUCCUCACUUGAAAUACAUAGUUCUGUCUUUCUCUGAAUUAGAGGAAUACUGGAAUAUAACAGUCAUGACAGGUAACCUGCUUUGAUAGUCAGUCAGUGUGGUUGCUUCUGAAGAGGAUCAACUCCAUCAUUAGGGAUUUUAUUUUUAAAAGUGCUGAAACAAUCAUCUUUAAGGUCUCUGGCCUCCUUCAAAAAAGUAUCAGUGUGAAUGUCAGGUACUGUGCUGCCUGUUUUGGUUUCCAGUUUGAUCUGAAAUAAGCAUUUAUCAACAUGUAGGCUUAUUUCAUGCUGUUCUCAGUGUGUCUGGGGAAAAAAUAAUUUUCACACCAACAGAACCAUAAUGAGUGCUGUUGCUAUGGCUAACAAGGACAGUAAGUAUUUGCAACAGCUUGGUAGAUCUUUUCGGAAAUGUGACUGAACAAUAGUGAGUUGCUUUAGUUUGUCAUGUUCAUGAGGUUGACAGUUCAACAGCGUGAAUACAAACUAACACUGGUUGUAUGAUUAGCUUCAAAGCAGCGGUUGCUCUUUGUCUUCUGUACUAACUUCCUCUUUUCCUUUUCUCUUACCCGCUUUCUGACGGUCAAGACCAUCUAUACAAGCAGCUUGAGAAAAACCGUCUUCUGACCAAUGAACUGAGAGUAGCCUUAAAUGAGGCGUGAACCGGAACGGCCUCUUGUAUGCUUUCAUUCUUCUGAAACUCAAAUGUCCAGACAUAUUGUCUAAUGCUGUGAUAUAUAUUUAAAGAGUAUAGGCAACUGUGUCUAUGACACGCAGCUUAAACCAAGUAAUGCUUUCAACAAACAGGAACAAAACUGUAAGACUUUCAACAUUAUGCAUGCUCAAACAGUUUCAGAGGGAAGGUCAGACAACUAGAUUAUGAAAAGUUACCAAAAGCAUCUGAUAUUUUUUCUUGGUUAUUGUCAGGGCUGUAGCACAAAUUCAUCGAUAUCUGCACAGUGCUGUUGCUCAUUGGAUGAAAGCUGGUGAUGAUUCUUGUGGCCCACAGGCUCAAAAAAUGCUUUAAGGGGUCUAGAACUCCUUUCUGCACUCCUGAAUCCACAUCUGUAAUCCUGUAAUGGCUAACAAGAAAAAAGGACAAGUUUUCAACAAAAAUAAUCAAGUCUAAACUGAUCAUCACCAAACUACCAAUUAUUUUAGUUUUAAUGCAGACUUGCUCUGUCUUUUUGCAAUCGGAGUUAGUUUUUCCAAGACACUAGCAUCAGUGUUUUGAAACAUUUGAAUUAGCAUAAACACUUAAAAUGAGAAAAAAUAUCUGAAUUAACCUAAAUAUAAAGGGACGGAGUGUAAUCUGGUGUUAAGCUGCGAGGAUAUGGUUCUGAAUAUUAGUGCAUGCAGAGAGAGUUUGAACCAAAUCUGCCUGUAUGGACCCCCGAGUUGUUAUAGGUUUUUGACUUUGGUAAUAUAGAAGGGGACAUCUGCUUUUUAAAUUACAGAGUUACCUGCCUGAACCACUGCAAGGCUCAAUCUUCUCAGUUCUGUCACUUAGUGCAGUAUUUGUAAAA
This is a messenger RNA of Thunnus maccoyii (southern bluefin tuna), 2957 nucleotides long. RefSeq names its product tropomyosin alpha-1 chain-like. NCBI's taxonomy places the organism in Eukaryota, Metazoa, Chordata, Actinopteri, Scombriformes, Scombridae. Gene Ontology annotation, cellular component: actin filament. Gene Ontology annotation, molecular function: actin filament binding. The record is from RefSeq and is a predicted model, not a curated record. Gene Ontology annotation, biological process: cardiac muscle contraction; actin filament organization. Bases 221 to 1243 code for a protein of 340 amino acids. The transcript is spliced from 9 exons.